GCAGCUCGAACCAACAUGAAGGUGUCCAACUUCCUGCUCGGCCUCGCCAUGGUGGCCGUGGUUGCGGCGGCGCAGGCUGGCGGGCCGGUGCCCGCGCGCACCCUGCAGCGGCGACGGCUGGGACUGGCAGCUGCUGCCCCGCAGGACUGCGGCGGCCAGGUGCAGCGGUGCGUCGACUGCUUCACGACGCUGCAGUGCACCAGACUGGGCAACAUUUACCGGCCUCUGACAACCACAGCAUGCCCGGCUGCAACCCCCUACUGUUCGGCAGGCGCUUGCGUGGCCACGCCACCGGACGACUCCUGCGUCAGCGCGCCGUCCGCAUCAAGCGACUUCGUUUGCAACGGCGAUGGGUACUACCCAGACCCGUCCUCCUGCCAGCGCUACUGGAUGUGCGUGGCCGGGAAGGCGUACCAAUACAGGUGCAGCGACCGCACAGUGUACAGUCAAAGACACGCCAUGUGCGUCCCAAGUUCCGAGGCGACGUGCACCACUGUGUCGUGCUCCGCGGCCCUGGUGGGCGUGUACCAGCGCUACGCCGCGGACCCCGAGGUGUACGUGGUGUGCCGCGACGCCGUGGCCGCCAACGCCCUGGUGGCCGCCUGCCCGCCGAGCUUCACCGUGGACGCCGCCUCCGGGGCCUGCGUGCUGACGUGCCUCGCCGAGGGCCGACUGGCAGACCGGGACAACAGCACAAGGUACUACGAGUGUAUCCAGACUGGAACUGACACCUUCUCCCAACCACGGCUUCUCCAAUGUCCCCCGGGCUCCACCUUCAGCGCAGAACGGCAGCGUUGCUUGACCGGCAACGAAGACAGGGCCUGGGACGACGACAGCAAGACGUACAAUGAAGACUACUAUGUGCCGGACGCUAGCGUACCCGAGACGGAGUACAACAUUCCCGACAAUCUCUUGAUCGGAGCAGCCUCUGCUGCGUAUCAAGUCGAGGGCGCGUGGAACGAGUCAGACAAGGCGCCGAGCAUUUUGGACGUGUUUUACCACUCGCGUCCCGGCACACCGAAUGGCGAUGUAGCAGACGACUCAUACCACAAGUUCAUGGAUGACGUCGAAAUGCUCAAGGCCCUGAAGAUGCAGUUCUACCGUUUCUCCAUUAGUUGGCCUCGAUUGCUUCCACACGGCGACAGCGCGCAGCCCAGUGCCGUGGGGACACAGUACUACAACGCGCUGAUCGACGCCCUCGUGGCCAACGGCAUUCAACCAGUGGUCACUCUUCUGCACGGAGAUUUGCCCCAAAGUAUUCAAAAUGGCGGCGGCUGGCUCACCGCCAACAUUCAGGAGCAGUUCGUUGACUACGCUUCAUACUGCUUCCAGACGUUCGGGGACCGGGUGAAGAACUGGAUCAUCAUGAACGAGCCCAGUUCGCAGUGCGUCUAUGGGUACGAAAGCGGCGUCGCGGCGCCGGGGGUGGCUUUGCCCGGCGAGGGCGGCUACCUCUGCAGCCACAACAUGGUCCUCGCGCACGCCAAGACCUACCGCGCCUACCAGGCAAACUUCGCCCACCAAGGCGGCCGCCUCGGCUCGGCCGUCAACUUAGAGUUUCCCGAGCCAGCUUCGUCCAGACAGGAAGACAUAGACGCAGCCGAGCGAUUCCGCCUAUGGAGGUACGGCUGGUUUGCGGACCCGCUCUAUUUCGGAGACUACCCGGCCGAGAUGAAGGACAUCAUUGGCAACCUCAGCGCGGCCGAGGGCCGCCAAAGCUCGAGACUGCCCAGCUUCACUGAAGAAGAAAAGACUCUUCUUAAAGGUGCCAUGGACUUCCUGGGUGUCAACCUGUACACCGCUACGAUCGCUUCAGCCGCGACACCAAAUGCACAGCCCUCGCCAGGAUACGACAACGAUAUGCAGCUCAGCGUCAGCCCUGACCCCAGCUGGAUCCAGAGUGCCAGGGCGUCUUUCCCGGUAACACCUUUCGCACUAGGUGACAUGGUCAGGUGGAUGAAAGCCCGUUAUAACAACUUCCCCGUCUGGGUGACCGAGAAUGGCUAUGCCGGCGACGAAAACGAGGGAAUUAAGGACCAGAAGCGCAUCGGCUACUACAGCGGUUACAUGCGAAGCCUGAUGCAAGCGAUCAACAGGGACCAUUGCAACGUGAUUGGGUACACGGCUUGGUCCCUUGAAGACAACCUCGAAUGGGGCGACGGAUACACGCUGAAGUUUGGCCUCGUCUACGUUGACUUCAGCGAUCCCAACCGCCCGAGGAAGCUGAAGGACUCCUCGUCGUUUUUCCAAACAGUCCUGAAUAACCGGCAUGUCCACUAUGUUGAAGCGACUUGAUGCAAUGUUAAUCAAUGAAUGACACGUCGCAAUCGUUGAAAUAAAUUUUGUCACGAUCGUUUGAAUACGAUGUCACAACAUAACACGACCGUUGAAUUAGAGUGUCACAUUCAUUGAAUAAUGGUAUACAAGCAAUAAAUGCUAAUAAUCAAAUGA
This is a messenger RNA of Thrips palmi, 2451 nucleotides long. RefSeq names its product myrosinase 1-like. Gene Ontology annotation, biological process: carbohydrate metabolic process. The transcript is spliced from 15 exons. Gene Ontology annotation, molecular function: beta-glucosidase activity; chitin binding. Bases 16 to 2295 code for a protein of 759 amino acids. The record is from RefSeq and is a predicted model, not a curated record. Lineage: Eukaryota; Metazoa; Arthropoda; Insecta; Thysanoptera; Thripidae. Gene Ontology annotation, cellular component: extracellular region.